CGGGAUGGAGCCGGCCGGGAUGGAGCCGGCGGGGAUGGGCAUGGAACCAGCGGGGAUGGAGCCGGAGCCGGCGGGGAUGGGGACAGCGGGCACGGGGGUGGAACGGGCGGGGAUGGAGACGGCGGGGAUGGAGCCGGCUGGGACGGAGCCAGCCCGGGAGGCGGAGGAGCCCCCGGGGUCCCCGGCCUUGCCCGCCGAGCCCCGGCAGGCCGGGCCGCCCGGCGCGGCGGCCCCGGGGGAAGGGGCGCUGCCCGGCGCGAGCGGGCGGGAGCGGGAGCGGGGCCGGCGCGGGGCCGGCGCGGGGCAGGGCCCGGGCGGGCGGGCGGCGCGGGGCAGGGCCCGGCGGGCCCCGGGCCGGCGCGGCGGGGACGAGGGCAGCCGGCGGCCCGGGGUCACAGUGGACAGUUCCAAGGCCAAGACCUCGCUGGAGGCGCUGAAGAUCAGCCUGCGGCAGCUCCGCUGGAAGGAGUUUCCUUUUGGCCGCCGCUUGCCCUGCGAUAUCUACUGGCAUGGGGUGUCGUUUCAUGACAAUAAUAUCUUCUCAGGUCAAGUCAACAAGUUUCCAGGCAUGAUGGAGACAGUACGGAAAAUCACCCUGAGUCGGGCCAUGAGAACAAUGCAGGACCUGUUUCCUCUUGAGUAUAACUUCUACCCUCGGUCCUGGAUUCUGCCAGAAGAACUUCCCCUCUUUGUGGCUGAGGUCCGGGUGAUGAAGGACAGUGAUCCGUCCUGGAAGCCCACUUUUAUUGUGAAGCCUGAUGGAGGCUGCCAGGGGGAUGGAAUCUACCUCAUUAAGGACCCGAGUGACAUCAGGCUGACGGGAAGCAUCCAGAGCCGGCCAGCCGUGGUCCAGGAAUAUAUUUGCAAACCACUGCUCGUGGACAAACUGAAAUUUGAUAUUCGUCUUUAUGUCUUGCUGAAAUCCUUAGAACCCUUGGAGAUUUAUAUAGCCAAAGAUGGACUUUCUAGGUUUUGUACGGAGCCCUAUCAAGAACCCACUUUAAAAAAUUUGCACCAGGUUUUUAUGCACUUAACCAACUAUUCACUAAAUAUCCAUAGUGAGAAUUUCAUCCAUUCUGACAGUGUAAACACUGGCAGCAAGAGGACUUUUUCAAGCAUUCUGUGCAGACUGUCUUCCAGAGGAGCUGAUGUCAAAAAGCUCUGGUCAGAUAUAAUUUCACUGGUGAUUAAAACUAUUAUUGCACUGACUCCAGAACUGAAAGUUUACUAUCAGUCUGACAUCCCGUCAGGAAAGCCUGGGCCAACUUGCUUCCAGAUUUUAGGGUUUGACAUUCUCCUGAUGAAAAACUUGAAGCCCAUGUUACUAGAAGUAAAUGCAAACCCCAGCAUGAGAAUAGAACAUGAGCAAGAGCUUUCUCCUGGAGUGUUUGAGAAUGUCCCAAGCCCUGUUGAUGAAGAAGUGAAAGUUGCUGUCAUCAGAGACACUCUGCGCCUGGUGGACCCCCAGAAAAAAAAGAGGAAAGAUGCCCAGUGUCCGCGCUUGGAGCACGUGCCGGAAUCGAGCGAGUCGCUGCCGGAUGCGGUGCCGGCCGAGCGGCCGGAGCCGGACGGUCCCCGGAGCCCCGAGGCCGGACUGCCCUCCCUGUGCCUCAAGCAGGUGUUCCCCAAGUACGCCAAGCAGUUCAGUUACCUGCGGCUCGUGGACAGGGUGGCCGCGCUCUUCAUCCGCUUCCUGGGGGUCAAAGGCACGACCAAGCUGGGGCCGACGGGAUUCCGGACCUUUAUAAGAAACUGCAAACUGAGUAACAGCAAUUUUUCAAUGGCUGCUGUAGAUAUCCUAUACAUUGAUAUCACAAGGAGGUGGAACAGCAUGGGAAUUGACCACAAAGAAUCAGGUAACACAGGAAUGUGUCUGCAGGCCUUUGUGGAAGCUUUCUUCUGCCUGGCUCAGAAGAAGUACAAGUCCCUCCCCCUGCACGAGCAGGUGCUGUCGCUGAUCGAGUUCUGUGAGUGUCACUUGGCUGCCCUGGACGAGAAGCGCCUGCUGUGGGGCUGGGGGGUCCCGGAGCGCCGGGGGCACGGGGGGGCCCUGCCAGGCCGAGGGGCUGCACCUCAGCCCAGCUGCUCCAGCCCUCCUGAACCGCACGGCCACGGCCUCCAAACUGGCAGAUUAUAGAACCCAGCGCAAUUAGGCGGGACAGGACUGGGAGUUCCCUCCCAGCUGUGUCCCUGAACUGCUGGGGGAGACACAGGCACUGAAUUCCUCCAUCUGAGAGUCACAGCUGUUUAUUUCAGCUGGUUUUUAUUUAUGGUCUUCGAAAAGUCUUCUGCAGGCUGCCAUUCUCAGAUAAUGACCUUGGCAAUGGCUGUUUCUUGACCUGUCUGUGGGUGCCCCUCCCGUGACACGCUGUGCUUUCCUCCUGAGUGCGUGGAAACCAGGCAGGAAGGGGAGGACCAAAACACCAGAGGAGAACCAACACCGUGGGAUUGGCUGCACUGGUGGAGAGGCACGCUCGUGUCAAAGGAAUUACAUUGCUUUGGGAG
This is a messenger RNA of Lepidothrix coronata (blue-crowned manakin), 2505 nucleotides long. RefSeq names its product tubulin tyrosine ligase like 11 (gene TTLL11). Gene Ontology annotation, biological process: protein polyglutamylation; microtubule cytoskeleton organization. Lineage: Eukaryota; Metazoa; Chordata; Aves; Passeriformes; Pipridae. Gene Ontology annotation, molecular function: tubulin-glutamic acid ligase activity; tubulin binding. The record is from RefSeq and is a predicted model, not a curated record. Gene Ontology annotation, cellular component: cilium.